AACCAAAGUCUAUCAAAAUUAAACGUUGAUUAGAGAACUAGCAAGUGGUCUCACCCUAUAGAUAACAACAAAUCAAACACCACUUAACAAACAUUCACACCCAUCUGCUUACGUCACUUUCCGAUCACUCACAUCACUUCCAUCUCAUCAUUUCCACCCUCUCUCCACCACAAACUUCCACCAAAUGCCGACCGGCGACCACAACCGCCGGCGGAUCCUCAACUCAACUCCACUCCUCCCCCACCACCGUCACACCACCACCACCACCAACUCCACCUUUCCACCGGAAUCCACAUUCACCGGCUCCUCGUUCUCCGGCGCUGUCUUCAACCUCUCAACCACCAUUGUCGGUGCCGGAAUCAUGGCUCUUCCGGCCACUCUGAAGCAGUUAGGCAUGAUUCCAGGCCUAAUUGUUAUUCUACUGGUCGGAAUCUUGACUGAAACUUCCGUUGAUAUGAUAAUUAGGUUUAGUAGGGCUUCUAAGUCCAGUUCGUACGCCGGACUUGUUGGAGAUGCGUUCGGUGGUGCCGGACGGUCGCUGUUGCAGAUCGGAAUUGUUGUUAAUAACGUUGGAUUGCUCGUUGUUUACAUGAUUAUCAUUGGUGAUGUGCUAUCAGGAACAUGGUCAGAGGGGGAACACCAUUUGGGGUUGAUGCAAGAAUGGUUCGGUCAUCAAUGGUGGACCUCACGUUCCGUCUUGCUGCUUUUAACCUCCCUCCUCGUUUUCUCUCCUCUAAUAUCCUUCAAACGUGUAGAUUCAUUAAGAUUCACAUCAGCCUUGUCGGUGGGUUUAGCAGUUGUAUUCGUGGUAAUCACAGCUGGAGUAACCAUAGUUAAAAUAAUCAACGGAACUAUUACAACACCGCGUAUGCAUCCCAAUCUUGUUGAUCAGACAUCCUUCUUAAAGCUUUUCACAACUGUUCCCGUACUAGUUACCGCGUAUAUCUGCCACCACAAUGUUCACCCCAUAGACAAUGAGUUAAAAGAUCCCUCCCAGAUGAAAUCCAUAGUUAAAACAUCAAUCAUAUUAUGCUCAUCCGUCUAUAUAGCAACGGGCUUUUUCGGAUACCUUCUGUUCGGUGAUCAUACACAAGAUGAUGUACUUGCCAAUUUUGACGGUGAUCUUGGAAUACCAUAUAGCUCGCUGAUUAAUGAUGUUGUGAGAAUAAGUUACUGUCUGCAUUUAAUGCUCGUUUUUCCAAUUAUUUUUUUCUCUUUGCGGCUUAAUCUUGAUGGCCUUCUUUUUCCUUACGCUAUCCCUAUUGCUUUUGACAAUCGAAGAUUCUUCCUGGUGACGGCUUUACUUAUGAGUUUUGUAUUUCUUGGAGCAAACUUUGUUCCUAGUAUCUGGGACGCUUUUCAGUUUACCGGUGCCACUGCUACUGUCUCUGUCGGUUUCAUUUUUCCGGCUGCUGUUGCGCUAAGGGACACUCAUGGAAUUGCGACGAAAAAGGAUAGACGCGUGUCGUGGGUGAUGAUAAUAUUGGCAGUAUCAUCAAGCACCAUGGCAAUUUUCAGUGACAUUUAUAGUUUCUUCAUCACCAACAAACUCACUCACUGAGACUUGACUUGAUUAUUAAUAGCAUCCAGUUUACAAUUGUAGAUAAGUUAUAAGUAUAACUUCAACCUCAGAAAUCAAAAUGGCAUCUGGGUUUGCUUGUUUUACUUCUCUUCUUCUGUUAAAGUAAAGUACAAUUUAUUCCAUUUCAAGAUGUAAUUUUUAUAUAUAGAUAUUUAAAUACAUAGGGUGAGGGUGAGUUUCAUUACAAAAAACUUGAUUAUUAUGAAAACAAGCCUAAAUUGUUUAUUUUUUUGAUCAA
Helianthus annuus (common sunflower) is the source of this 1820-nucleotide messenger RNA. RefSeq names its product amino acid transporter AVT6A. The record is from RefSeq and is a predicted model, not a curated record. The transcript has 5 exons. Lineage: Eukaryota; Viridiplantae; Streptophyta; Magnoliopsida; Asterales; Asteraceae. Gene Ontology annotation, biological process: amino acid transmembrane transport. Gene Ontology annotation, molecular function: amino acid transmembrane transporter activity. The coding region runs from base 185 to 1561 and encodes 458 amino acids.